Molecule: messenger RNA, 1572 nt
Organism: Chanos chanos (milkfish)
Lineage: Eukaryota; Metazoa; Chordata; Actinopteri; Gonorynchiformes; Chanidae
Gene: asic1b
Product: acid-sensing (proton-gated) ion channel 1b
Exons: 11
Coding region: 1-1572 (523 amino acids)
Biological process (GO): sodium ion transmembrane transport
Cellular component (GO): plasma membrane
Molecular function (GO): ligand-gated sodium channel activity
Source: RefSeq, a predicted model, not a curated record
AUGGACCUCAAAUCUGAAUCCGAAGACAACUUGGACUGUGAGCGGCCAGUACCAAUCGAAGUUUUUGCCAGCAGAUCGACUCUUCAUGGCAUCUCCCACAUGUUCACCUAUGAGCGAAUGUAUAUCAAGCGAUGCCUAUGGUUUAUAUUUUUCAUGGGCUCGCUCACUUUCCUCGUCUUUGUGUGUGUGGACCGCGUGAGGUAUUACUGUCAGUACCCCCAUGUUACCAAACUUGAUGAGAUCUCGGCUCCAAUGAUGACCUUCCCUGCCAUCACCUUCUGCAACCUCAACUCAUUCCGUUUUAGCCGUGUGACUCGUAACGACUUGUACCAUGCUGGAGAGCUCCUGGCGCUUUUGAAUGGCAGGUAUGAGAUCCGGGACACACACCUGGUGGAGGAGAGCGUCUUGGAGAUACUGAAGGUGAAGGCCGACUUCCUCAACUUCAAGCCUCGGCCCUUCAACAUGCGCGAGUUCUACGACCGAACGGGACACGACAUCAAGGACAUGCUGCUGUCCUGUAACUUUCGAGGGGUUGAGUGCAGUGCUGAAGACUUCAAAGUGAUUUUCACUCGAUAUGGGAAAUGCUACACCUUCAACUCAGGCCAGGAUGGGCGUCAGCUGCUGGUAACUAUGAAGGGAGGCAUGGGCAACGGGCUGGAACUGAUGCUGGACAUCCAACAGGACGAAUACUUGCCUGUCUGGGGAGAGACAGAUGAAACCUCGUUUGAAGCAGGCAUCAAAGUCCAGAUUCACACACAGGAUGAGCCUCCUUUUAUCGACCAAUUAGGCUUUGGCGUGGCUCCAGGGUUCCAGACCUUUGUGUCCUGUCAGGAACAGCGGUUGACCUAUCUGCCUCCGCCGUGGGGUGACUGUAGGGCCGCGCCCAUGGACUCCGAUUUCUUCAACAGCUACAGUAUCACUGCAUGUCGCAUCGAUUGCGAGACACGCUACCUGGUGGAGAACUGCAACUGCCGCAUGGUGCACAUGCCUGGUGAUGCUCCAUACUGUACUCCAGAACAGUAUAAAGAGUGUGCCGACCCAGCUUUGGAUUUCCUGGUGGAGCGAGACAAUGACUACUGUGUGUGUGAGACUCCGUGUAACAUGACUCGCUAUGGCAAGGAGAUGUCUUUUGUCAAGAUCCCCAGCAAGGCCUCGGCUAAGUACUUGGCCAAGAAAUUCAACAAGUCAGAACAGUACAUUGCGGACAACAUCCUCGUGCUGGAUAUUUUCUUCGAGGCCUUGAACUAUGAGACGAUUGAGCAGAAGAAGGCCUAUGAACUGGCUGGGCUACUUGGUGACAUUGGUGGCCAGAUGGGUCUCUUCAUAGGAGCCAGUAUUCUGACUAUCCUAGAGCUUUUUGACUAUCUGUACGAGGUGAUCAAGUACAAGCUGUGCAAGUGCACUAAGAAGAAACACAAACGCAACAACAACAAUGACCGAGGAGCCGUUCUGAGCCUGGACGAUGUGAAGCGUCACGCUCCCUGUGACAACCUCCGUACACCCUCAACAUACCCUGCCAACAUACUACCUCACCAUCCGGGCCAGGGCAACUUUGAAGACUUUACCUGCUGA